Molecule: messenger RNA, 1839 nt
Organism: Lachancea meyersii CBS 8951
Lineage: Eukaryota; Fungi; Ascomycota; Saccharomycetes; Saccharomycetales; Saccharomycetaceae
Source: the annotation of a GenBank genome assembly
AUGGCCCCAAAAUCGAAACAGUUCAAGCACACGACAGGCGAGAGACGUUCGUCGCUGAUCGUGUCGAAUGGCAUCAACAAAGGUGGAAUUUUCGGCGCCGUGGAGUACUCCAUGCCGGGGGAAGUGGCUGUGGAGGAUUGGGACGAGAACAUCGAGACAGCUGAGGCCGGAUCUGCUCGCCAAGAGCAGGAUGCGUUGCUUGGCUCGAACCGGUCGCCUUCCGCAGCAUCGCAACUGAAAAUUGACAGCCACAUCGACCUCCAGGGCUCGUACGGCGCCACCGGCGGUGAAUCUCCAAAAUCGUACCCGCGCGACCUUUUGGAAGAAGAGCGCGACCUGCUGGUCGACAACAAACUCAUCGCAAACGACCGGCAGCACGCAGACGUGCCAGCAGAGCAGCGGGACAAGCAGAUUCGCGAAACGUGGGAAGCGGCCAUUGAAUCCGGAAAGAUCAUCUCGACGACCCCGCGUCGGGAGUGCCAGGUGCUGCUCAAAAACGCUCUGCCUCUCGUGUUCACGUUUGUCAUGCAAAACUCGCUGUCACUGGCGUCGGUGUUCACCACAUCGCGUCUGGGCAUCAACGAGCUCGGUGGAAUCACUCUCGGGUCCAUGUCGGCCAAUAUUACCGGCUUCGCAGCCAUCCAGGGUCUUUGCACCUGUCUCGACACACUUUGUUCUCAGGCACACGGUGCAGGAAACAAGCAAUUGGUGGGCAUUUUGCUGCAGAGAUGUGCUAUCAUUACCCUCAUUUUUUUUACUCCUAUACUGUGCGUGUGGUGGUUUUGGUCCGAAGCUGUUCUCGCAGCCGUGAUCCCCGAGCGCGAGCUUUGCAGAUUGGCUGCUAAUUAUCUGAAAGUCGUAGCCGUCGGUGUCCCCGGAUUCGUGUUCUUCGAAUGUGGCAAAAGAUUUUUGCAAUGCCAAGGCAUUUUCCAUGCAUCCACGCUUGUUCUCCUAUUUUGCGCUCCCUUCAAUGCCGUGAUGAACUACGUUUUGGUCCUGGAUAAACGCUUGGGUAUUGGGUAUAUUGGUGCUCCUAUCAGCGUUGCACUCAAUUAUUGGCUCAUGGCCUUUGGUCUGCUUUUCUACACCGUUUUCACCAAGCACAAGUCAAAUCCUCGUAAAUGCUGGGGCGGCCUUAUCAAGCCCAAUCAAGUCUUCCGCAACUGGCGUAAGAUGUUCAGCUUAGCUCUCCCUGGCGUCGUUAUGGUCGAAGCUGAGUUUUUAGGAUUUGAACUUUUGACAAUAUUUGCAUCGCAUUUGGGCACAAGCGAACUUGGCGCUCAGUCUAUCGUCUCAACAGUUGCAUCAUUAGCAUACCAAAUUCCAUUUUCCUUCUCCAUUUCUACCAGCACUCGUGUUGCCAACUUUAUUGGAGCUUCCCUUUAUCAAAAUUGCAUCGUCACUUGCAAAGUGUCACUUAUCCUGUCUUUUGCCAUUAGUUUGCUGAAUAUGACCACCAUUUACUCGUUCAGGGUUCAAAUUGCCAAUGCCUUUUCGAAAGAUCCUGAAGUAGUGUCUUUGGUGGUCAGCGUUCUGCCCCUACUUGCAUUCAUGCAAAUAUUCGACGCAUUCAAUGCCAGUACAUCCGGAUGCUUGAGAGGCCAAGGUCAGCAAAAAAUCGGAGGUUACAUCAAUGUCCUUGCCUUCUACUGCAUCGGUAUUCCUAUGUCAUAUUUUUUGACCUUCAACUGCAAGCUGGGAAUGGCAGGUCUGUGGUAUGGUAUCACUAGUGCAUUAAUCUUCAUGAGCAUUUUCCAAAGCUACGCUGUCUUCUCGUGCGACUGGAAAAAGAUCAUCAAAGCUGCGAAAAGUCGUACUUCAGAGCAGGACAGAGUUUAG